Molecule: messenger RNA, 3141 nt
Organism: Sebastes umbrosus (honeycomb rockfish)
Lineage: Eukaryota; Metazoa; Chordata; Actinopteri; Perciformes; Sebastidae
Product: pannexin-1-like
Exons: 8
Coding region: 157-1482 (441 amino acids)
Biological process (GO): monoatomic cation transport; positive regulation of interleukin-1 production
Molecular function (GO): channel activity
Source: RefSeq, a predicted model, not a curated record
CAGUUCCAGGGUGUUUCUUUAUUGAAUGUCUCGUCUGCAACAUCAUUUAAAACACAUUUGCUGCAGCAGAAGUUGAGUACACUUGCAGCUAUGACACUUUAUUAAUACGACUCAUUAAAGUCUGCAGGAGCAGGUCGGUAACAGACGAGCGCUAAGAUGGCCAUUGCCCACGUGGCUACAGAGUACGUGUUCAGCGAUUUUCUGCUGAAGGACCCGAACCAGGCUCGAUACCGCAACAUCCGGACUGAGCUGGCUGUGGACAAGAUGGUGACCUGUGUGGCAGUGGGCCUCCCCCUCCUCUUCAUCUCUCUGGCCUUCGCUCAGGAAGUUUCAGUAGGUACUCAGAUCAGCUGUUUUGCUCCUUCUAACUUCUCCUGGAGGCAAGCUGCUUACGUGGACUCGUUCUGCUGGGCGUCUGUACAUACACACACUCUACCUCUGUGGCUGCACAAGUUCUUUCCCUACAUUCUGUUGCUGGUGUCGGUGCUGAUGUACACCCCGGCGUUGUUCUGGAGAUUUUCUGCGGCACCCCUCCUGCAGUCGGACCUCAGCUUCAUCCUGGAGGAGUUGGACCGGUGUUACAACCGUGCCGUCACUCUGGCAAAACGCAUGGCCACCUCAGGACUGCUCACCCCAGACAGCGACCCCACCGAGGGCUGCUUCAAUUACCCGCUGGUGGAGAAGUUUCUGAUGACCAAGCGUUGCUCGCGAUCGAUGCUGUUUUACUACCUGCUGUGUCGCGGCCUGACUCUCGUCACCCUGCUAUGUGCCUGCGUCUACCUGGGCUACUACCUCCGCCUGGCCUCGGUCACGGACGAGUUUGGCUGCACGCUGCGUAUCGGCCUGCUCGCCGACGACCCGAGUGUCCCCGAAAAGGUGCAGUGUAAGCUCAUCGCCGUGGGAGUCUUCUCUUUGCUGAGCCUCGUCAACUUUGUGCUGUUCAUUGCGCUGAUUCCCGUGGUGAUCUACGCCAGUGUCCGUCCCCUCUUCUGCCACGGAUACGCCAGCUUCCUGGAAACCUACCAAUCACUGCCCACUGUCAGCGUCCUGCCCACCCCCGGUAACCAAUGGGACGAUCUCUCUCUGUAUCUGCUCUUCCUGGCGGAGAACAUCAGCGAACUAAAGUCCUACAAAUACAUCAAGGUGUUGGAGUUGUUAAGGAAACGAGACGAAUGCCGCGGAGAAGACUUUGACUCCAUGGGUCUGCUGCAGACUCUCUGCCUGGUGAAGAUGGACACUGUGGAUGCUAAGAAACCUACCGGUGUCGCAGGAAAACAGGAUCAAGUAAAGAUGAAAGCAGCGGACUCUGCCGGCAGCCGCACAGCAGCUAAGAACAGCUGCAACCGUCCGAAGUCAGCUGCAGAAAACAACAGCAAGAUGGAAACUGAGAUGAAAGAGGUCACUGCCUUGCUUCCGGAAAACAGAGAUGUAACGGGCAGCAAAAGCAGCGAGGGGGAGACUCUCCGGCAGCGAGCGGUGUGACCGGCUGCCGGCGCGGCGAUGGAAACCUGGACAAAGGGGUUUCUUGAGGGAAAUAAAUUCACCACUAUCCCAUGGUGCAUUCACAACUACUGACCUUCUCUCCUAAAAAAAUGGGAUGGGAGAGUGAAGCACCAUCGCCAUCGAAGUUCCAUCUUCAUCAAACUCAAAACUUUUUAGUCCCUUUCUUUGAAUGAUGUGCAUGUUUUUUUUUGGUCUAACAGCGCAAAAAAAAAAGGAGUUAGUGAGCACAGGGUGAUGCAAGACUAGAUGCUGGAAGGUGACACUCAUGUUGGUACAGAUUUCAGGAAUCAUUGACUACGUUUACAUGUACACUAAUAUUCCACUAUUAUACGGGUCGUGUUAUCAGCAUAUUCCAUUUGGAUAUUCUGAAUUAGGUCUUAUUCUGAAUGGAGCAUGUUCCGAUGUAAGACAUGUGGGAUAAUGCAGAUAUUAUUCAGCUUUUAGGAGCAUUCCUUGAACAUUCAUGUAUACAGCACAUUCAGAAUAUGUGAGUUCUUUGUGAGUUAUUUUACAUGUUGAUCAUAUGCCUGAUGUAUUUUCUGUGACUCUAUAAAGUAAAAGCAGUACAGUGGAUAUGCAGUAGUUGUUGCAGUACAACAGUUUGCCAGCAGUUGAUUUAGGGCUUUUAAAUUUGACAAUAUCACAAUUUCAACCUUAAAUUCAAGGUAGAGUUUGAAAUUGUCAAAAUUGCAGUUGUGUUUUUCUCUAAAAAGAAGAAGUGAUGUAUUUAUUUUGUCAUUAUGGGAGAAUGUAUAUUUUAUGAGAUUGUCAAUCGCAUUUCAAGACAAAGUCAAGGUUGUUGAGGGGAACACGACAGACUUAUUCUGUCUAGAAAGUGAUAUGACGAGGCAGCUAAAACAUAAACCUGGUGUUUAGCUCUCGUCUAUUUUAGAGGAGCAUUCUUAGUUUUUGCAUUAUCCAUAUAAGGUGUUUUGUGGUACAGUUUAAUUUAAUGUGACCUCUAUCUAUGUUUCCAACAAAAUGGUGCAAGAUGUUAGUUUAAUGCUUAACAAAUUGCAUGAUUUCUCCAAAAAUGUCAUUAGUUUAAAAGGAAACAGCACAUCACAUGUAAAAACUCAAGUAAUAUCCAGUUCAGGGGCUUUAGGUUGAAUCAUUUUGUUAGUUUUAUAUGUUUUUUUUCAGAUGUUUGGAUGCUUCAAACUGGAAUUAAUCUUGCUUGUUCGGGAAUCUCAGGGAUAAAAACAUCUCACUACAUCACAUGUGAUUGUCAGAGUUUACGUUUUGUAUUUUUUAGUCUCUUUCACUGCCUUUAUAUAUGUACUGCACUACGUGGAACAUUUUAACAUAUUGUUGUGAAAUUGAUGUGUAAAGUUCUCCUUUUUUACUAUACCUUAGUGUAUGUUUAAGAACUUUUCUGCUGUUUUUUGUAUUCAUGUGAUAGCUAAAUGUUAUUACUGUGCAGUGGGGCACAUUAUUAAUGUAAAGUCUUGGAUAGAAACUAAUGCUUGUUGUUUUAUUGUGAUGUGAGAAAACCUUUCCAGUGUUCAAUUUCAGGAGUGACAUUUUGAUGUGUUGAAACUGCCGUUGAUCAUGUUUGAGAUAUAAUGAUGCUGUUAAUUAUUACACUUGUAGGAUUGUCUUAGAAAUAAAUAUAGUAGAUGUUACUGUUGAGUUGGA